Sorghum bicolor (sorghum) is the source of this 4138-nucleotide messenger RNA. Its product is annotated as putative U-box domain-containing protein 42. The coding region runs from base 968 to 3865 and encodes 965 amino acids. The record is from RefSeq and is a predicted model, not a curated record. Gene Ontology annotation, molecular function: protein binding; ubiquitin-protein transferase activity. The transcript has 5 exons. NCBI's taxonomy places the organism in Eukaryota, Viridiplantae, Streptophyta, Magnoliopsida, Poales, Poaceae. Gene Ontology annotation, biological process: protein ubiquitination.
ACCUCGCCGUCGCCGCCGCUGUCGCAGGACCCGCACACGGUGACGGGUCACAGCAGCGGCGACCGUCGAAGGACAUCGUCACUGGUCCACGCAUUUUUGGUGCCUGGUAGAGUGGUAGUUGUCUCACAUAGCAGCACGUCACUGGCUCAAUUUCUUUUGGUUGAGCGAAGCUUUGACCCAAGGUUUAGUCCAUGACUUGAAUUUGGACCGGGUUAGGUCACUAGAUGUGUACAAACGGUCAGUGCUCCGCUGAUAUGCCAAACUUGAAGCAUCAGCCUUUUUGUCAUACCAUACUCGUCCUGGUCAUAGGGUUGUUCAACAAUCGACAUACAAGAUGUCUUGGUUCCCUUGUCUUACUCUAUUUUAUGAUUUUGAUGCUCAUAGUCUUACUUGCGCUAUCCAAUCAUAACCACUCUUUGGGAAUAUUUAUAAAACCUGGACAGUCACUAGCCACCAUGGUUUGUUGCAAACCAUUUCCUCAAAAUAAUAUUCAGAAAUACCUUCCCCUACUGUCACUUUGUUUGACAAACCUAUGCGAUGAAGUAGCUUGUGCAGUUGAGCCUGUGUUGAGCUACAAGGUCUCAGGCCAAGUCUGAAGUUCCUAAAGGCUUAUUAAGCUAAGUUUUCUGGAAGGAUGCCAGUCUGUCAUCAAGACUGCGACUUACAUGUCAUGAUUUUCUGCUGAUGUCGAUAGCAGUCUGAUGGAACAGAAAGUCAACACAUCAGGUCUAUUUGGUGAUAAUUAGUUGCAAGUUGGAAGGGUUUUACAAAUGCCCAAAUAGAAGAGACUAUAUAUUGAACAUAUCUUGCUUGGUCUACUCUAUUUGCAUUCAUCUAUCGGAGAAUGUGCUUAUGCACACAGGGAACCAGGGCCAGGUUAUUUGCUGGAGCAAUACUCCUCCCAUAACUCUUCUGACGUGGUACCUCUGUAUUGUUCAGAUUUUUGAGUUCCUAGAACCAUACAGUCAUGUUGUCAGUAGCUACCACCAAUGUCAGCCAAGGGAACUCCAUGGAAUCAGUCAUGGCAACAAUGGAGCGUCAAACAGCUCGCAGGACCCAGACUAAUGUGACACAGAUGAUAGAUUCUCUUUUUGCCAGUGUCAAUCUUGCUAAAGAUCUUUCUGCUAGGUGCAAAGGCAGAACAUACACGGCUGAUGAGAUACAAAGCAUAGCACAAGACCUUGAGAAUGUCUUGCAGAAUAUAUAUGAUGAUCUUUGCAGGAUACCAGCUUCAGCAUUUGGCAGUAAUGCUUACAUGGAUGUUCUUAUUAAAUCCCAGUCAAUGAUGGAUUACUGUGAGGCUGAUAUACCCAUAAAUGUAACGGGCAACAGGCCUAGGAGAAGGUCUCUCCGAGAUAAUGGUACUCCGAGGCUGGUGGACUUUCUGCAGGGAAUGUACCAUGAAUCACAUGAAUUUGGUGGCCAGAUGUUCAACACUCUCCCAGAGGUUGCAGAAUACAUUGAGCCACUGUAUGAUGCGUUCAUCUGUCCACUGACAAAUGAGAUAAUGACUGAUCCUGUGACAAUUGAUAGUGGUGUGACAUGUGACAGGAGGGCCAUAGAGGAGUAUAUUGAGAGGUUUGCAGACAGUUCUGAACCUGUCUAUUGCCCUGUCAGAAAAAUGACAAUGCAAAGUAAGACAAUGGUGAGCAAUGCUUCCCUGAAGAGUGUAAUUGAAGAAUGGACAACAAGGAAUGAGGCCAUGCGUGUCAGGAUUGCUCGCACUGCCCUUUCUCUGUCAACUGCAGACACAAUGGUGCUUGAAGCUAUACAUGAGCUGAAGUUGCUGGCCAAGUUGAGGGUGAAGAACAGGGAGCUGAUGCACAAGAUCGGGGUCACCAAGUUCUUAGCACGGUUGUUGGAUAACCACAAUGGACAGAUUCAGUUUGAUGCUCUCAAGCUUCUGUGCUUGUUAGCUGAAGAUGAAGAAGGAAAGGAUAUCAUUGGAAAAACUAAGGCCAUUGCCAGGACAAUAAAACUACUGUCAAGUAAUUCUACUGAUGAAAGGCAUGCAGCCAUCUCUUUCUUGCUGGAGCUUUCGAAGUCACAGUUACUGUUGGAGAAUAUUGGAUCAACACCUGGAAGCAUUCUGAUCCUCACUACAAUGAAGAUCAACAGUUCAGAUGAUCCGAUUUCUGCCGAGAAAGCUGGAGCAGUCCUUAAGAACCUGGAGAAGUGUCCGAAGAACAUCAAGUACAUGGCUGAAAGUGGCUACUUAGAACCUCUUCAGAGUCAUCUAGUGGAAGGAUCGGAAGAGAUGCAGAUGGAGAUGGUCGGCUACCUCUGUGAGCUAGUCCAAGAGCAGGAGCUCACCAUUGACAUCAACAGAAGCACCUCGGAAAUCCUCAUCAAGAUGGCGCACGGCUGCAACCCCAUGGUCCGCAAGGCAGCGUUCAAUGUCCUUGCCCAGCUUUCUUUGCACCUCCCCAACAGCAAGAUGCUUGUCGACGCAGGUGCUGUCCCUGUCAUGAUCGAGGAACUGUUCAUCAGAAAGAUGGAUGAUGAGCCGGUGAACUCCAUGGCCACCGCUGCCACUGUUCUGGCAAACAUUGUUGAGUCAGGCAUUGAUCCGGAGACCACGGUGGUGAACAAGGAAGGCCAUGUCCUCACUUCGAAGUACUCCAUCUACAACUUUGUGCACAUGCUCAAGUGCUUCAUGCCGGACGACCUCAACCUCAGCAUCAUCCGCAUCCUGCUAGCGCUCACUGUGCUCACCAAGCCACUGGCCACGGUGGUCUCGGUCAUCCGGGAGAACCAUCGCGGCCAUUCUAUCAUCGAGCUCAUGAGCUCUCCAACGGAGGUGCUCAGCCUCGCUGCAACAAGGCUGCUCAUCACCCUGUCCCCACACAUUGGACACACCAUCGUAGAGAGGCUCUGCAAGACACAAGGACAGCCACGCAAGGUGGUCAAAACCAUCAGCCAUGCUGGGCGCAUCACCGAACGGCAAGCUGCAUUGGCGACACUCCUCGCGAAGCUACCUUACCGGAACACCUCACUCAACAUCGCGCUUGUGCAGGAUGGCGCCGUGCCAGCCAUACUGACAGCAAUAAAAGAGGUUCAGAAUGGUACUGCUAGAUCAAGCAGGCACGCGGUGCCAUACAUGGAGGGUCUCGUCGGCACGCUAGUGCGGCUCACUGCGACUCUGUACAGCCCAGAAGUGUUGAAGGCGGCCAUGGACCACAAUCUGGCCUCGGUGCUCACUGACCUGCUCGAUGGAGCAGCCGGGAGCGACGAGGUGCAACGUCUUGCUGCAGUGGGGCUCGAGAACCUCAGCUACCUCUCCAUCAAACUUUCCCAGCCACCGCCCGAUGAGCUGCAGUCGAAGAAGAACACCAUACUGAAGCUCCUGAAGGACUCAAAGGCGCACAACAACAACAAGAAGAGCUCACACCACCAGGUCAACGUUUGCCCGGUGCACCGUGGAAUGUGUUCCCCAGCAACGACAUUCUGCCUCCUCGAGGCCGGCGCCGUGGAGGGACUCCUGGGCUGCCUGGAGAAUGACAACAUUCGAGUGGUGGAGGCUGCGCUCGGAGCACUGUCCACUCUCCUCGACGAGAGGGUGGACGUCGUGAAGAGCGUAGUGGCCCUUGCCGAGCUCGAUGCUGCUCGGUGCGUGCUUGCUGCGCUGAGGCAGCACCGUCAAAACUUGCUGUGGCAGAAGUGCUUCUGCGUGGUGGAGAAGCUCCUGGAGCAUGGCGAUGACCGAUGCGUGAGGGAGGUGACAGGCGAUCGGAUGCUGCCCACGGCGCUGGUGAGCGCCUUCCACAGGGGGGACGAGAGCACUAAGCAGGCCGCCGAGAGCAUCCUCCGGCGACUACACAGGAUGCCUGAUUACUCUGCAACCUACGUAUCCAUGGAGUUCUAGUCGUUGGGAUCUAGUAAAUAGUAUCAAAGUUUGUGCAUACGCUGCUUGCUUGUUCGAACAGACUUACAGUUACAGUUACAGAAUCACGUGACCGGAAAAUACAAUGUUGGUUUGCUAGUUUCAUUUUUGUCCAGCAUUAUGAUUUCACAGCAUGAAUGUUUUAACAGGUGAAUGGAUAUUGUCAACGUGAAUGUUGCUUACCUUAAAAUGGUAGAGUUCUCACCCUUGUUUGUUGGUUUGGAUCAAUAUAUGGUUAUAGAUUGGUCUGUUGAA